Messenger RNA from Eptesicus fuscus (big brown bat), 2275 nucleotides. RefSeq names its product protein arginine methyltransferase 6 (gene PRMT6). NCBI's taxonomy places the organism in Eukaryota, Metazoa, Chordata, Mammalia, Chiroptera, Vespertilionidae. Gene Ontology annotation, molecular function: protein-arginine N-methyltransferase activity. The transcript has a single exon. The coding region runs from base 1 to 1203 and encodes 400 amino acids. The record is from RefSeq and is a predicted model, not a curated record. Gene Ontology annotation, biological process: peptidyl-arginine methylation.
AUGUCGCAGCCCAAGAAGAGAAAGAUUGAGUCGGGGGGCGGCGGCGGCGCAGGAGGAGGAGGAGGAGGAGGAGGGGAGGGAGCGGAGCAGGAAGAUGGCGGAGAGCGGGAGGUGGCCCGGCGGCGACGCCCGUGGUGCCGGCAGGAGCGGGACCAGCAGUACUACGAGUGCUACUCGGACAUCUCGGUGCACGAGGAGAUGCUGGCCGACCGCAUCCGCACCGAAGCCUACCGCCUGGGCAUCAUGCGGAACCGCGCGGCGCUGCGGGGCAAGACGGUGCUGGACGUGGGCGCGGGCACCGGCAUCCUCAGCAUCUUCUGCGUCCAGGCCGGGGCCCGGCGCGUGUACGCGGUGGAGGCCAGCGCCAUCUGGCAACAGGCCCGGGAGGUGGUGCGGCUCAACGGGCUGGAGGACCGGGUGCACGUCCUGCCGGGGCAGGUGGAGACGGUGGAGCUGCCGGAGCAGGUGGACGUCAUCGUGAGCGAGUGGAUGGGCUACGGCCUCCUGCACGAGUCCAUGCUGAGCUCCGUGCUGCACGCGCGGGCCAAGUGGCUGAAGGAGGGCGGGCUGCUGCUGCCGGCUUCCGCCGAGCUCUUCCUGGCGCCGGUGAGCGACCCGACGCUGGAGCAGCGCCUGGGCUUCUGGGCGCACGUGAAGCAGCUCUACGACGUGGACAUGAGCUGCCUGGAGGCCUUCGCCACGCGCUGCCUCAUGGGCCCGUCGGAGAUCGUGCUGCAGGACCUGUGCGGCGAGGACGUGCUGGCCCGGCCGCAGCGCGUGGCGCACCUGGACCUGGCCCGCGCGGGGCUGGAGCAGGAGCUGCAGGCCGGGGUGGCGGGGCGCUUCCGCUUCAGCUGCUACGGCUCGGCGGCCAUGCACGGCUUUGCCUUCUGGUUCCAGGUGACCUUCCCGGGAGGGGACUCGGGGAAGCCCCUGGUGCUGUCCACCUCGCCCUUCCACCCGGUCACGCACUGGAAGCAAGCCCUCCUCUACCUGAACGAGCCGGUGCAGGUGGAGCAGGACACGGACAUCUCCGGAGAGAUCACGCUGCUGCCCUGCAGCCACAACCACCGGCUCCUGCGCGUGCAGCUGCGCUACCGAGUGGGCGACCAGGAGGAAAGGGCCAAAGACUUCGCCAUGGAGGAUGAGCAGUGGCUCCUCUCCCAGCAGCUGCCUCCCCAGGAGGCCAGGCUUUCCCGGUAGAAGCGAAGGGGGGUGGUCACAGCAGAAAGGGAGAUCCCGCCUGCAACUCGGGGGGGGGGCAUUAUGUGCUGUCUGCCUUUUCCCUCCUGGCUCCUGGGGAGAGAGGCAGACUUCACUCUCCCUUGUUCUGGCGACAUUUAUUUUAAAAAUGACCCUGAUGCCCCCCAACGAUGAAAACAGCGUGUUUAUUAAUAGGCUUUUGAGCCUCAAAAGUAUGUGGUACCAAGCACUUGUAUUUCUUUUUUGUUUCUUUGUUUCACGAAAGAAAAAACACGUAAUAAACAUGUCAGUGUAUGAAGGUUCCAUGCACACCCUGACACCUCACAUCUUACUUAAGCCUGAAGCCGCGGAGACAGGUAAAAGGGUGUGUAGACACCAUACGUUUCCAGUCUGGCUUUCAUAUCUGUCCAGAGCCAUAUUCCUUCCUUCUCUGAAGUCCCUCCCAUCUCAGGGGCCUCUAGGCUACAGUACUUACCCUACUGGCCGUGAGAGGGAGGAGGAGGGGGUAGUUUAAAUAACCCUGUUCUCACACUUACUAGUAACUACUUCCAUAGGGUGCUCAAGUUGCUGAACACACACAUCGUUAAGUAAAAGAGACCGUAUAUGUAACUGUGCAGCCGAUCUAAGAAAUCAAGAAAGAGACCUGAAAGUGACGUGGUAGAGAAUUGUUUUAAUUCUUGUCUUUACUGUUAAGAUUUCGUCAAGAAACUGUCCCAUGUAUUUUCCAUAAUUUUAUGGAACAGGCUGAGAGAGGUCGUUUCAGAGCCUGGCUCUCAGGGCCUCUUUGUCCCCGUGGGCAAAUCAGUUCAGCUCACUAAAUUAAAGAAAUAUGUUCCCAGCUAGAAGAGUCCACUCCUUUAAACUCCCUCGUUUAGCUGGAUCAUCUCACUUGGCCUACUUAAAUCAAAUGAAAGUUCCCUUUUUAACACGAAAGUUCCCUUUUUUCUUUUUAGCUCAGCCAACUGUGAAAGUUGUGAAUUCAGGGAAGUCGUUUGUAAUGAAGUGUGAGUCAUGUUAUCCAAUUUAUUUCACCGAUGUUCCUCCUCCCUGUGGCAAAUAAAACAUUGGCAUU